Messenger RNA from Oncorhynchus nerka (sockeye salmon), 5199 nucleotides. Its product is annotated as zinc finger protein 493-like. Lineage: Eukaryota; Metazoa; Chordata; Actinopteri; Salmoniformes; Salmonidae. The record is from RefSeq and is a predicted model, not a curated record.
CGGGCAUGAAUUUGAAUUUCCUCAUGUAGUGCUCCUUGUCUGCUAUGUGAGCUAAAUGAUUGUAGACUCUUCAAUGCAGCACAUGAGUCAGAACAUAUAACUACACUGUCUGGUUUGACUUAUUCUGCCCACUGCAGUACGGCCAUCAGCUCUGCCAUGUACACAGCCAGGUGGUCUGUAAUACGUCUCCUGACAGCCACUUUCCUGUUCAACAAAGGCUGGUCCAGUCUGACCUGUCCUUGGGUCUUUUGAUCCAUCUGUAUAUUGGGGCGACAGGGUAGCCUAGUGGUUAGUGUUGGACUAGUAACCUGAAGGUUGCAAGUUCAAAUCCCAGACUUGACAAGGUACAACUCUGUCGUUCUGCCCCUGAACAGGCAGUUAACCCACUCUUCCUAGGCCGUCAUUGAAAAUAAGAAUUUGUUCUUAACUGACUUGCCUAGUUAAAAAAAAAUAUAUGGGAAGAAAAUACAAGUCGUUUUGAAAGGUAAUGACUGGUAUAAUAAAUAUGGUGGAAACUGACUAGCCCAUGCCUCCACCAACCCAAGAUUUGUGGAAAGUAGUGAACGAUUGAACAUUUAAGCAAAAAGUUGAUAUUCUAGGGAUGCAACCAAAUUAAAGGUGUGGACUAAAUUAAUAAAAUAUUUGGUUUAAUGAUACUGUUCAAUAUUUCUUGUAUCCAACAGGACAAAGCUAGCCCGUCCCCCUCCACCUUCCUGGAGUCCCCAGGUCAAACGUCUCCCAGGACCGCUUUACUGCUGGGUCUGGUUGACUGCAGGAAAACACCGGGGCAGAGAGGAGAAGAAGAAGAGAAGGAAGAUGGAGAUGUGAUUUCAUUAAGUAAGAACCAUGGGGACAGCCCUAACCGUUGCUCUCUCAGUGGGAGGGGCUUAUCAUCUGUGGAGCCUCGACAACGUCAUGAUGCUGACAAGACAGAGAAGAGUCUCUCCAGACCAGAACACCUCAAGAAACACCAUCAGAGACUUACAGGGAAGAAACCUGACCACUGCUGCUUUGACUGUGGGAAGAGUUCUGCUAAACAGAGGGAAUUGGACAUUUACAAGCAGAUUCACACUGGGAGGAAAAUGUACCGCUGCUCUCAGUGUGGGAAGAGUUUUGCUGCAUCUAAAACCUUACAAUCUCAGAGAAUUCAUACAGGGGAGAGGCCUUACCCCUGCUUUGAUUGUGGGAAGAGCUUCAGUCAAUCAAGGGCCCUGACAACACACCAACGCAUACACACAGGAGAGAAGCCUUACUGCUGUGAUCAGUGUGGGAAGAGCUUCAGGAACUCAGGACACCUGACUAGACACCAACGCAUACACACAAGAGAGAAGCCUUACAGCUGUGAUCAGUGUGGGAAGAGCUUCAAGAACUCAGGACACCUGACUAGUCACAAACGCAUACACACAGGAGAGAAGCCUUACAGCUGUGAAGAGUGUGGGAAGAGCUUUGCACUGUCCGGAACUCUGACUUCACACCAACGCAUACAUACAGGAGAGAAGCCUUAUAUCUGUAUUCAGUGUGGGAAGAGCUUCAGGAAGUCAGGACACCUGACUGAACACCAACGCAAACACACAGGAGAGAAGCCUUAUAGCUGUGAUCAGUGUGGGAAGAGCUUCAAUCAAUCCGGAGACCUGACUACACACCAACGCAUACACACAGGAGAGAAGCCUUAUAGCUGUGAUCAGUGUGGGAAGAGCUUCAAUCAUUCAGGAUCCCUGAUUACACACCAACGCAUACACACAGGAGAGAAGCCUUAUAGCUGUGAUCAGUGUGGGAAGAGCUUCAAUCAUUCAGGAGACCUGACUACACACCAACGCAUACACACAGGAGAGAAGCCUUAUAUGUGUUAUUCAUUGUGGGAAGAGCUUCAGGAACACACUGCAACGUCAGGACACCUGACUGAACACAGUGCAACACACACAGGAGAGAAGCCUUAUAGCUGUGAUCAGUGUGGGAAGAGCUUCAAUCAAUCAGGAGACCUGACUAAACACCAACGCAUACACACAGGAGAGAAGCCUUAUAGCUGUGAUCAGUGUGGGAAGAGCUUCAAUCAUUCAGGAUCCCUGGUUACACACCAACGCAUACACACAGGAGAGAAGCCUUAUAGCUGUGAUCAAUGUGGGAAGAGCUUCAAUCAAUCAGGAGACCUGACUACACACCAACGCAUACACACAGGAGAGAAGCCUUAUUGCUGUUAUCAUUGUGGGAAGAGCUUCAGGUACUCAGGACAACUGACUGCACACCAGCGCACACACACAGGAGAGAAGCCUUAUAGCUGUGAUCAGUGUGGGAAGAGCUUCAGUCAAUCAGGAGUCCUGACUAAACACCAACGCAUACACACAGGAGAGAAGCCUUAUAGCUGUGAUCAGUGUGGGAAGAGCUUCAAUCAAUCAGGAUACCUAACUAUACACCAACGAAUACACACAGGAGAGAAGCCUUAUAGCUGUGAUCAGUGUGGGAAGGGUUUUGCUCAAGCUUCCACCCUGACUGCACACCAACAUAUACACACAGGAGAGAAGCCUUAUAGCUGUCAUCAGUGUGGGAAGGGUUUUGCUCAAGCUUCCACCCUGACUGCACACCAACAUAUACACACAGGAGAGAAGCCUUAUAGCUGUCAUCAGUGUGGGAAGAGCUUCAAUCAAUCAGGAUCCCUAACUAUACACCAACGAAUACACACAGGAGAGAAGCCUUAUAGCUGUGAUCAGUGUGGGAAGAGUUUUGCUCAAGAUUUCGCCCUGACUACACACCAGCUCUCACACACAGGAGAGAAACCUUACUCUUGCAAGUCAUGUGGGAAGAGUUUAGCUGAUUCUAAAACAUUAAAUUCUCAUCAGAAAAUUCAUACAGGGGAGAUACCGUACCCCUGCUUUGAUUGUGGGAAAUACCUCAUUCAAUCAGGAGCCCAGACAACACACAAACACGUAUACUCAAGAGAGAAACCUUAUCGCUGUGAUCAGUGUGGGAAGUGCUUUAGUCGAUCAGGAGACCUGACUAGACACCAACGUAUACACACAGGAGAGAAGCCUUAUAGCUGUGAUCAGUGUGGGAAGAGCUUCAAUAAUUCAGGACAACUGACUACACACCAACGCAUACACACAGGAGAGAAGCCUUAUAGCUGUGAUCAGUGUGGGAAGAGCUUUAAUAAAUCAGGACACCUGACUAUACACGAACGCAUACACACAGGAGAGAAGCCUUAUAGCUGUGAUCAGUGUGGGAAGGGCUUCAGUCGAUCAGGAGACCUGACUAGACACCAACGCAUACACACAGGAGAGAAGCCUUAUCGCUGUGAUCAGUGUGGGAAGAGCUUCAAUAAUUCAGGACAACUGACUACACACCAACGCAUACACACAGGAGAGAAGCCUUAUAGCUGUGAUCAUUGUGGGAAGACCUUCAUUCGAUCAGGAGACCUGACUACACACAAACGCCUACACACAGGAGAGAAGCCUUACAGCUGUGAUCAGUGUGGGAAGAGCUUCAAUCAGUCAGGACACCUGACUUUACACCAACGCAUACACACAGGAGAGAAGCCUUAUAGCUGUGAUCAGUGUGGGAAGAGCUUUGCUCGAGAUUUCACUCUGACUACACACCAGCGAACACACAGAGGAGAUAAGCCUUAUAGCUGUGGUCAGUGUGGGAAGAGCUUUGCUCGAGAUUCCACCCUGACGACACACCAACGCAUCCACACAGGAGAGAAGCCUUAUAGCUGUGACCAGUGUGGGAAGAGCUUCAAUCAUUCAGGAUCCCUGAUUAUACACCAACGCAUACACACAGGAGAGAAGCCUUAUAGCUGUGAUCAGUGUGGGAAAAGCUUUAAUCAUUCAGGAUCCCUGACUGAACACCAACGCAUACACACAGGAGAGAAGCCUUAUAGCUGUGAUCGGUGUGGGAAGAGCUUCAAUCAUUCAGGAUCGCUGACUACACACAAACGCAUACACACAGGAGAGAAGCCUUAUAGCUGUCAUCAGUGUGGGAAGAGCUUCAAUCAAUCCGGAGACCUGACUACACACCAACGCCUACACACAGGAGAGAAGCCAUAUAGCUGUGAUCAGUGUGGAAAGAGCUUCAAUCAGUCAGGACACCUGAACACACACCAACGCAUACACACAGGAGAGAAGCCUUAUAGCUGUGAUCAGUGUGGGAAGAGCUUCAUUCAAUCAGUAGAGCUGACUAGACACCAGCGAAUACACACUGGAGAGAAAUCUUACUCCUGUCUUUGUGGAAAGUGGUUUGCUCAUUCAGUGUCACUGAUAAAACACCAGAAAGCUCAAACAUGUUUUCUUUCAUCUCCCUCCUCUCCGGCACCGGUUCCAGAUCCCUAAAUACAGUUUCAAUAGAAAACAUCUUGUGAAGAGUCAUCCAUCUCCCAUUCUCUAACAGUUUACUAAGUCUGAUUACCAUGGUAACCUGUGUAGCAUGAUAUGCAGCUCUGGAUCCAUAUUUACCAAGUGUCUUGAAGUAGGAGUCCUGUGUGUGUGGUGGCGUGUUCAGAGCUGUAUCUAUUUCAUUAACUCCUACUAUCCAUCAAAUAAUGUUUCAGAAAUGGUAGGUGCAUAUUCAUGUGUGAUGGAAAUGUUGUCUGAAGAGAGUCUUGAAUUGUACAUUAUGUCUCAUACAGUCAUUGGUUCCUGUAGGUGCUGGGUAGAGAUAUGAGGGGGAGACGGUCAUGACCCCCUCAGACCUUUUGGCAGAAUGCCCAUUAUAUGUUUUGCAAGUUAAGAUAGGAGACGGUUCCAGUCACAUGCAGGAUCCAAACGUUAAUGAUGAGUAAUGUAAACCAUGCAAAUAUAACUUGUCUGUGUUAGCAGUGUAUAAGAGAACUAACGGGACUGCCCCGAAAGAGCUCCCGACCGACGUGUACUAUGGUGCAUUAAGUUUGUUGGAAUCUCUCCAUCUUGCUGAUAAUAAAUAAUGAUUCAUUUCAGUUUAUUUGAGGCCCUGGUGGUAAUUUCCAUGACACGUAUUCAAUACAAAAACAAAUUAUGUGAAGGAGAUGUGUCGCGCUGCAUGAGGCACUGACUGAUACUGAGGCACUGACUGGCACUGAUACUGACUACCUUUUUUAAGGGAUCUAUGACCAACAGAUGCAUAUCUGUAAUCCCAGUCAUGUGAAAUCCAUAGAUUAGGGUCUAAUUCAUUUAGAACAGUUUACUGAUUUGUUUAUAUGAACUGUAACUCAGUAAAAUCUAACAAAUUGUUGCA